Messenger RNA from Trichogramma pretiosum, 4558 nucleotides. Its product is annotated as UNC93-like protein. Gene Ontology annotation, cellular component: plasma membrane; striated muscle dense body. The coding region runs from base 87 to 1832 and encodes 581 amino acids. Gene Ontology annotation, molecular function: potassium channel regulator activity. The transcript has 5 exons. Gene Ontology annotation, biological process: regulation of potassium ion transport; regulation of muscle contraction. The record is from RefSeq and is a predicted model, not a curated record. Lineage: Eukaryota; Metazoa; Arthropoda; Insecta; Hymenoptera; Trichogrammatidae.
GGGGCAGGUAUCGGCAGCAGCAGCAGCAGCAGCGAUAGCCAUCGCCAUCAUCAUCAUCAUCAUCAUCGACGUCGACGAGUAGAACAAUGGUAUCGGACAGCGCCGCUAACCGCAUCGGCUCGGGAGACGGCUCCGGACCCGGCGGCGGUGAUCCCCCCACCUCCAACAACAACAACAACAACCAGAUGAGCAGCAACGUCAGCCUCAGCAACGUCAGCCUGAGCAGCUCGGGCUACCGUAAUCGCGGCUUCAAGCGCGACGACGAGCUGCCCGCCGCGCUGCACGAGAUGCCCCCGGAGCCGCGAAAACCGCCCCAGCUGCCGGACGACGACGGCCAGUCGUCCCGCAAGUUCAAGCUGUCGCGCGGCGAGAAGUGGCGCAUCCUCAAGAACAUCGGCACGGUGAGCGUCGCGUUCAUGGUGCAGUUCACCGCGUUCCAGGGCACCGCGAAUCUCCAGUCGUCGAUCAACGCCAGCGACGGCCUGGGCACCGUGUCGCUGUCGGCGAUCUACGCCGCCCUCGUGCUCAGCUGCAUCUUCGUGCCCACCUUCCUCAUCAAGCGGCUCACCGUCAAGUGGACCCUGUGCCUGUCGAUGCUCUGCUACGCGCCCUACAUCGGCUCGCAGUUCUAUCCGCGCUUCUACACGCUGGUGCCGGCGGGCGUGCUGCUGGGUCUGGGCGCGGCGCCCAUGUGGGCCGCCAAGGCCACCUAUCUCACCCAGGUGGGCGGCGUGUACGCCAAGCUCACCGACGAGCCGGCCGACGCCAUCGUGGUGCGAUUCUUCGGAUUCUUCUUUCUGGCCUGGCAGACGGCCGAGCUCUGGGGAAAUCUAAUUUCGUCGCUCGUGCUGAGCGAGGGCGAGUUCAAAGAGAUCGGGAGCAACGUGACGGCGACCGCGGCCAAGGUGAGCCGCUGCGGGGCCAAUUUCUGCAUCAUCGGCAACGGCGGCCACGAGAAUCUCCACAGGCCGCCCGAUUCCGAGAUCUACGAGAUCUCGGCCAUCUACCUGACUUGCGUCUUCGUCGCAGUGCUCAUCGUCGCCCUCUUCGUCGAUCCACUCUCCAGGUACGGCGAGAAGCAGCAUCGCAACGACAGCAAGCCGCUCAGCGGCAUACAGCUGCUCUCGGCGACGGCCUACCAAUUGAAGAAGCCGUAUCAGCAGCUGCUCAUACCCAUCACCGUGUGGAUCGGCAUGGAGCAGGCGUUCAUCGGCGCCGAAUUCACCCAGGCGUACAUAUCCUGCGCGCUGGGCGUGCACCGGGUCGGCUACGUGAUGAUCUGCUUCGGAGUGGUCAAUGCCGGCUGCUCGCUCUUGUUCGGCUCGAUGAUGAAGUUCGUUGGGCGCCAACCGCUGAUAGCCCUGGGCGCAGUGGUCCACGCGUCGCUCAUAGGCGUUCUGCUGAUGUGGCGACCGCAUCCCGACGCGGCCUACGUUUUCUACACGGUCUCGGGCCUGUGGGGAGUCGGCGACGCCGUCUGGCAGACGCAAAUCAACGGCCUCUACGGCACGCUGUUCCGUCGCAACAAGGAGGCGGCCUUCUCGAAUUUCCGCCUGUGGGAGUCGGCGGGCUUCGUCAUCGCCUACGCCUACAGCACCCACCUGUGCGCCCGCAUGAAGCUCUACGUGAUGCUCAACGUCCUGAUAAUCGGCAGCAUCGGCUACACCAUCGUCGAGCUGCUGCACAGGCGCAAGCAGAGGAGACUGAAGGCCCUGGCGGAGAAUCCGAAGGCGGCGCAGGCGGCCAGCGACGCGGCGGCCGCGGGACAGCUGGACGAGACCGACGACGAGAAGGACGACAUCGACGACGACAUCAUUAUCACGCAUCUGUGAGGAUGAUCAAUCCUCGCGCGCGGAUUUGAUUUUUGUCUUUAUUAUUUAUGAUUAAGUAUAUUUUAUUUUACUCGAUGCGAAGUUGUCGUCGUCGGAGUGUCCUGUGUACAUUCGCUCUCUCUCUCUCUCUCUCUCUCUCUCUUUUAUCUUCUCUUCUUUACUCGACGCAUGUUUUUGUUUUUACAUUCUCGCACGAAAAACUAUUUCAGUUAUUUAUCCCGUUUUUUUUAUCGUUUUCCUGACUACACGUACGUAGAAGCGUGAUAACGAAGAGUCACGAGAGAGAUUACACAAAAUUUGUUUUUGUUAUAAGCUCGAGCCUAUGGUGAUUAUUAUUCGGUUUUUAUCGGUCGAACACUACGUCGGGAGAAAGAAAACGAGAGAGAGAGAGAGAGAGAAAGAUAAAAAUAGAAGAGAGACGAGCGCAAUGCGCCUCGCUCUCUCGUGUCUGAAGCGAAUUGAAUAUUGAAAGCUGCCCAGAAGAAUGUAUGUGUAUGCUGUAUAUAUAUAUAUAUAGGCGCGCAGAGCUAGCUAGCUAGCAUAGCACGGCUAGAUGCUCCAUGAAAAAUGCAGUAGGUAGCCAGUAGGUAGCCCUUUUGCGAAAUGUGACGCGCGCCGCGCCGCGUCCGAUGAAAGGAAAUCAUCGAUAUCGAAUCACGAUGUGUGUGUAUACUUACGAUAUAUAUAUAGAGAGAGAGAGAGAGAGAAAAUAGGUGGGCUAAAGCUGGUGGCCGCCUUUUGAAUAUCAUAUGAAUGUUAUACGAUGAUAAUCAUUUAAGUGCCUUUACAUGUAACGAAAAUAUAUCAUACACUAUUGGCUUGUUUCUCUUUUUAUCCCGGUCUCGAGGUGUACGACAGAUCAUCACGAAUUGUAACAACAAUAAGAAAUAUCGAUGAGUCGAAAUUUUAUUUUUGUAGAAAACUUCGAUAUGAUAAUCAUGAUGAGUAGACAAAUCUUUUUGUACAUAUAUAUAAUUAUAAAGUAUAAUAUAAUGUUCACACGAAAAAGCGAAUACAACGAGAAUAGACUUAAUAAUUGUGUUGGAAGAAAACUAAGACGGGGCCUAGAUUAUGUAGGCUGUGAGAUAUAAUGCUAGGAGGCUGAGCUUGGGCCCUCAAUUGUUUUAAUGUAUAGACGGAAGAAACGAGAAAAAUUUUAUUUUUGCAAAAAACUACUUACUUUGUUAUUGAAGUCUAUUCGUUCGCUCUGAGAAAUUCAUUUUCAUCGCAAUUGUAUUUGAAUGGGUGUUUAUGUAUAAUUAGGGAUGAAAUGUGUUCGAAAAAAAAAACAGUUAACAGUUGGUCGAGCAUUGUUCUAAAAAAUGACUUGGAAUUAUAUCUUCAAAAGACUAAUUGAAACAGUAUUUUGACAUUAAAAAUAUAUACUUUAUUGUAGAAAGAAAGAAAAAAUUUUAAAUCUCGAGAAGAUGGUAAAGAGAAAGAAUCAUGUAGAUCUACAUUCGACCGAAUAAUUCGAUGUUCACAAUGCGUCGUUCGUAGAAUUUCUUCCUUAUACAUUCAUAAACAUAUAUAAAGAAAAGGAAUCUUAUAUACCAUGUAUGCUUACCUGCCGCAAUUGUGUUGCCACCACAGUACAUCAAAAAAAUUCUUUUAUUUUUCGUCGUUCGAGUCUCUAUAUACCUCUCGCAAUUAUUAAUAUUAAAUAAGUUGUAAGUGUCUUCUGGUAAGGCUAUGAGCAUGAAAAUAAUUCUUGAUUAUAGGUCUUAUGAACGCCGUGAGAGAGGCUAUAUUUUAUUAUUAUAAAUAUAUAUUUUUAUCGAUAAAAUGACGAAACAUUUUCUUGAGCUUGAGCGCACGCACAAAAAUAACAAAAGUGGCAGGUGUGAAUUUGUUAAAUGUUUCACUUUUUAAUCACGUUAUAUUAUACUUACAACAGUUGUUAAUUAAUUAAUUUACUAUUAACUAUUGUCAUUGUAAUAUCGGUAGCUAAUAUUAUCAUUUUAAUUUUGGAAUGUCACGCGGGAUUGUGCAAAAAAAAUGAGUACGAAAACUUGUACAGAACGUCUCUGUGUUAUUAAGUAAGGAAAUGCACGGUAUGAACAGUGGCAUUAAAUAUCGCGUUCUUCCUGCGAAUUUGAUUUAGACGAAGAAAAAAAUCUAGAUAUAUAAUUUUACAUAUUAUUAUUAUUAUACUCACAAGCUAUCGAUUGAUAUUCGGUGAGACGCAAUGUAUAACAUCUUGUAUUAUGUGGGUGAUUGUGUGCGUAUGAAUGUGUAUAUGUGAGUGUGACCAACGUAUAUAUUGGAAACAAAACGAGAAAACUCGAGAUGUAGAACGUUUGUACGAUUUUAAUAAUGAAUCGUUUGUUGUUUUGUUAUAUCGUUGAAUAUUGGAUCGGUAUGGUUAUGAGUCGCAGUUUACGGAAAAUAUAAUGAAGAAAAAAAAGAAACAAUUUCCAUUUGUAAUCGCACGCACGUAAUUAUUUUACUCCACUCAUUAGCCUUAUUAAAUAAUUGCAUAUUAUAAAUAUAUUCUAUUGUUGCCUAGUUUACGUUUUAUUGCGUUACUUACUGCGUUUUCAUCUUUGGAAAAUGCCGAGUGAUGCUUCGAUAGUUGUUAUAAUUAACUAGACCCAAAUUUAUUGUUAUUUACAUUUUAAUUAUUGUAACUUGUUAUGAUACUUCAAACAUGCAUAUAUAGCGUUAGUAAGCUGAAAUUGACUAAAGUAAUUGAUUAUAAUUAAAAUAAUGAAAAAAUUAUAAAA